Messenger RNA from Neltuma alba, 1467 nucleotides. RefSeq names its product serine/threonine-protein kinase BSK7-like. NCBI's taxonomy places the organism in Eukaryota, Viridiplantae, Streptophyta, Magnoliopsida, Fabales, Fabaceae. The transcript has 11 exons. Bases 1 to 1467 code for a protein of 488 amino acids. Gene Ontology annotation, molecular function: protein binding; ATP binding; protein kinase activity. The record is from RefSeq and is a predicted model, not a curated record. Gene Ontology annotation, biological process: brassinosteroid mediated signaling pathway; protein phosphorylation.
AUGGGUAUUGAUUUUUCAAAGAUCUCAUCAUGCUGUUGUUACCAUGAGAGUGGUCUCAAUAACUGGUUGUUUUGGAUUUCCUAUUUAGAAAAUGAAAAGAAAAGUGACGCCCCUAAUGUGCCAUCAUUUCAAGAGUACAAAAUUCAUCAGCUCAGCAAGGCUACUUCUGGAUUUGCUACCGAAAAUAUAGUUUCCGAACAGGGGGAAAAUGCUCCAAAUAUGGUUUAUAGAGGAAAACUGGAGAAUCAAACACUAAUUGCUGUUAAACGGUUCAAUAGACAAGCUUGGCCUGAUGCCAAACAAUUUACACAAGAAGCCAAGGCAAUUAGUCGUCUAAGAAAUGAAAGGUUGGUGAGCCUACUUGGAUGCUGUGGUGAUGGUGAAGAGAGGUUACUUGUUGCUGAAUAUAUGCCCAAUGAUACUUUGGCCACACACUUGUUCCAUUGGGAAACUGAGCCCAUGAAAUGGACAAUGCGACUGAGGGUUGCUCUAUAUGUUGCCCAAGCCCUAGAAUAUUGUGCAAGCAAAGGACGUACGCUAUAUCAUGAUUUAAAUGCUUAUAGAGUCCUUUUUGAUGAUGAAGGAAAUCCCAGAAUCUCAUGCUUUGGUUUGAUGAAGAACAGUCGAGAUGGUAAAAGUUAUAGUUCAAACUUGGCAUUUGCUCCACCUGAAUAUCUCAGGAUAGGUAGAAUUACUCCAGCAAGUGUCACAUACAGUUUUGGAACCAUUUUGCUGGACCUUCUCACUGGAAAGCAUAUUCCUCCUGGCCUUGCACUUGACCUGAUUCGGGAGAGGAACCUUGAUAUGUUGAAAGAUUCUUGUUUAGAAGGAGAGUUUUCAAGUGAUGAAGGGAUUGAAUUUGUGCAGUUAGCAGCAGAAUGUUUGCGAACAGAACCACAGGAGCGUCCUCAUCCCAAUUCAUUGGUUACUGCUUUGAUACCUAUACAGAAGGAUUCUGAGGUUCCUUCUUAUGUUUUGAUGGGUUUACCGCAUGAUGCUACCACUUCAUCCCUUCCAUCAAUUGCUGAAGCUUGUCUGAGAUUGGAUUUGACAGCCUUCCAUGCCUUCCUUGAGAAUAUGGGGUAUAAAGAUGAUGAGGCUACUUCUACUGAGGUGUCAUUGAUAUGGACCUACCAGAUGUAUGAAACAUUGUACCCAAAAAAGAAGGGUGAUGCUACUUUUCGCCAUAAAGAUUUUAGCACCGCGAUUGAUAGCUAUACACAGUUCAUUGAUGCUGGAACCAUGGUUUCUCCGACAGUUUAUGCACGUCGCGGCCUGUGUUAUCUGAAGAACAAAAUGCCAGAGAAAGCACUGAACGAUGCAUUGCAAGCAAUUAAAACUUCCCCUACUUGCUACAUUGCAUUUUACUUACAAGCUAUGGCACUUGUUGCAUUGGGCAAGGAGAAUGAGGCUCAGGUGGCUCUUAAACAGGCUUCUUCACUUGAAAGUAAAACGUACAUAAAUUAG